GUCCUCUCGGGCGAUCAAUGGAAGUUACUGCGCUCCUCACUCAUCCAUCUUUAGCUAUAGCUUUUCUUCCACUAGCUGGUUCUUGAUUCUGCAGCUGGCACAAUGAACGAAGGCGACUGGACCUGCGACGCCAACGAUGCCGUCCAUCUGACGAUCGUCCAACCCAGCGAAGAGAAAGUCAAGACCAUCCACAGCUUUCAUCCUCAAUUUACCUAUCCCAUCUUUGGCGACGACGAGCAGAUAUUCGGUUACAAGGGGUUGAUCAUCCGCUUGCGGUUUGCAGCCCACGACCUCCGCCCGCAUAUCCAUAUCUCUUACGAUGAGAAGUUCAAGCCUGUUGGAGAUACUGCCGCCGUUGAUUUGUUGAAGACGUUGAAGCCAUGGGUCCCUGAAGAGGCCUUCGUUGUACUUCCCGACUAUGAAAAGGCAGUCCAGGAAGAUAAAGAUGCAAAGGACUUUGUGCCACCUGGCAAGCUUGUUCACAGUUAUAUCACCGGCGAAAGGACAUACGAGAUCUGGGCCGGAUCCCUUGCUGAUCCCGCUGUUCGACGAGUAUUGGACCGCGCGCAAGUUUUCGUGUCACUGUUCAUCGAAGCCGGCACGCCUUUAAUCACAGAUGAUCCAGAAUGGACGCUGGAAAGAUGGACAGUCUACUUUGUCUACGAAAAGGUAAAACCAUCAGCGCCAAUGGCCUCACAGUAUUCCAUUGUCGGGUAUGCGACAACCUAUCGCUGGUGGUUCUAUCAAAGGGAUUCCGCUCAGAAGCCCGCCGUGAUCAAUGACCCAUUCCCGGCACCCGAAAUCAGACCUGCUCAGCUGCCGGCCCGUCUGCGAAUCGCUCAAUUUUUGAUCCUUCCUCCUCAUCAAGGCUCGGGACAUGGCACUCAUCUCUACACCACCAUUCAUGCCGCAUGCUUCAACGAUCCUACAAUCACCGAGUUGACUGUCGAAGACCCGAACGAAGCUUUUGAUGCGCUUCGCGACACGGCAGACUACCACAUUUUGCGCCCGGAGUUCCUCAAGCAUAAGGUGGACAUUAACCCCAACCCUUACGGGCCACCCUCCAAGAAGCAGCGCCCUCGGCGUGUCCCUACAUCAGCGCUCAUUCCCACAAAGCUACUACACGAUAUCCGCUCGUCAUUCAAGAUUGCCUCCACCCAAUUCUCCCAUAUCAUGGAGAUGUUUCUUCUCGGUCAAAUACCUCUCAAAAAUCGCCUCUCGGGGGGAACAAUUAUGUCUCGACUCCUGAUCAAGAAGCAUAACGCAGAGGAUGCCAAUGAUCGCCGAUACUACUGGUGGCGCAUGCUCACCAAGCAGCGUCUCUACAAGCGCCAUCGAGACUUGCUCAUCCAAUUGGACCUGAGCGAGCGUAUUCAGAAGCUGGAGGAGACUGUCACGAACGUUGAGGAGGGUUAUGAUGCUCUUCUCAAAGCCUUCAACGCCCGCGAGGAGGCCUUAAUAGCCAAGGAAGAAGAGUCGUUACAGUCGACCGCUGUUCUGGGCGAAGCAAGCAGCGGCAGAGACCAGCGGGCUAAGCGGAAGCUUACGGUAGAAGAUGAGGAGGAUGAAGAAGAAGAAGAGAACGACGACUCGGCAGCUAAGCGGGCAAAGGUGUGAAGCAACGGCGUUCCAUGUUUCUUUAUCCCGACUACCCAACAAAAUCGCCAUGUAAUAAUAAACAUUAUGAACCACCUAACCAACCAUUCGCCAUUCGCCAUUCGCCAUAGCUAUACACUUUCCUCCCAUGACCAUUAUUAGUAUUACAUACGUCCGUCAUGAA
This is a messenger RNA of Aspergillus ibericus CBS 121593, 1780 nucleotides long. RefSeq names its product histone acetyltransferase catalytic subunit HAT1 (gene hat1). The transcript is spliced from 4 exons. Gene Ontology annotation, molecular function: histone H4 acetyltransferase activity. Gene Ontology annotation, cellular component: nucleus. Gene Ontology annotation, biological process: subtelomeric heterochromatin formation. The record is from RefSeq and is a predicted model, not a curated record. The coding region runs from base 103 to 1617 and encodes 504 amino acids. NCBI's taxonomy places the organism in Eukaryota, Fungi, Ascomycota, Eurotiomycetes, Eurotiales, Aspergillaceae.